GUUUCGCGCUUUUUUCUCUCCCAAGAUUUUUGUGUGAACUUCAAGAUAGCUACAUAUGUGAAUAUAUCGGCACAUUAAUAUUUACAGUUGUUAGAAAUUCGUUGUGUAUAUUUAAGAUCAAUCGUGUCGUGUAGGUUAAGUAACGUUCGAAAUUUUACGUAUCGGUUCGUCACCGGUGUAGUGUCUUUAAAAGACAUUAAUAGACCUUUAUCAUUUCACCAUUCGUAUAAAUAAUGUAGGAUCGUAAAUGGGAUAUUGAAUAAAUCUUGUGAUAUUUCUAAAAUUAUAAAAAUAUCUUUGUUUAUAACGUAUGUCUAUUAUAUGUUAUUUUUUAAAAAAUGGGAAGAAAUAUUUGGGAAGUGAUAUAUAAAAAAAAGAGUGUUUUUGUAGUAUCAUAAAUUUAUUUCAUUAGUGUUUUAUAUAAUUUUUUAUAAGGAUGAUGGAGGAACUAUUGAAUUGUGGCAGCACGCCGUCCAAGGAAAGUAGUUUUCCAGACAGUAAUGAUCUAAAUUCUACACCUAUAUCUAAUUUAGAUGAAAGGAUAUCAGAUGUUAAUGCAAGGCAGUCUUCAAAUGCCAGAACUCCAUCUACGAAAAAGGCUAAAAGAGUUCGAUUUUUUCGAAAUGGUGACAAGUUUUAUACUGGUGUUGUUAUGGCGGUAACACAUGAAAGAUAUCGCAGUUUUGAUAGUUUAGCUUCUGAUUUAACAAGAGCUUUAGUAUCAAGUGUAACAUUACCUAAUGGAGUUAGAGCAAUUUAUACCAUGGAUGGAAGAAAAAUACAAAAUAUUUCAGAGUUAGAAGAUGGUAAAUGCUAUGUAGUUUCUGGACAAGGAGAAAUUUUUAAAAAGGUGGAAUAUUCAUCCUCAAAAGUGAAAAGAGGAAGUUCGCUUUCUGGUUUACCUCAGUCUGCAACUAGUACUGGUAGACAAAUAAGUGCUAUCCCUUUAUGCGUGAAAGCUAGAAUAGUAACAUUGAUAAGACACGGUACUAAACCAAGAAAGGUAGUACGUCUGUUAUUGAACAAGAGAAAUGCACCAAGUUUGGAACACGUGAUGGAGGCUAUUACAGAGGUAGUAAAGCUUGAUUCCGGAGCUGUGAGAAAAGUGUAUACUUUGUCAGGUCAACAAGUUACCUCCUUGGAACAAUUCUUUGAAAAUGACGAUAUCUUUUUGGCAUAUGGAACAGAAAAAUCAAAUCAAGAGGAUUUUGAAUUAGAUUUUGAAGAAUCCAAAUGUGUUCAAAGUUUCCGUAGGUGUCCAUGGAUUUCGAAUAGACAAAAUGGUCCAAUGCCAAGAAUGCCACGGAAAUCUGGAAAAAAGGUUCUUACUACACCUCAAGUUAGAACACCAAGUCCAUCUUCUUUAAUUUUACCUCAACCACUACGUUUGCAUUAUGCUGUGGGACAUGUAAUUGGAGAUGGAAAUUUUGCCGUAGUAAGACACUGUAUUCACAAAGCUACAGGCGCAGAAUAUGCUAUGAAAAUUGUGGAUAAGUAUAAAUGCCAAGGAAAGGAAACAAUGUUAGCGAGUGAAGUUGCAAUUCUGCGUCAGGUAUGUCAUCCGAACAUAAUUAGUUUGAUCGCAGAACAAGAAACAAUGGAUCAAUUGUUUUUGGUCAUGGAACUUGUGAAGGGUGGUGAUUUAUUUGAUGCAAUAGCUGCUGCUACAAAGUUUUCAGAAGCUGAAGCUAGUGUGAUGAUAGGACAUUUAACAUCUGCUUUAGCGUAUCUACACUCUCAUCACAUCGUACAUCGUGAUGUCAAACCAGAAAAUCUUUUAGUUGAAAUGGAGGGUAGUCAUGUUCGGUGUUUGAAAUUAGGAGAUUUUGGACUUGCACAAAUCGUGAGAGAAAAUCUUUAUACUGUGUGUGGAACACCAACAUAUGUAGCACCUGAGAUACUUGCAGAAACUGGAUACGGUUUAAAAAUCGAUGUCUGGGCAGCUGGAGUGAUUUUAUAUAUUUUACUAUGUGGUUUCCCACCAUUUGUUUCACCAGAAAAUGAACAAGAAGAAUUAUUUGAACGUAUUUUAAGUGGUCAAUACGAGUUCACUUCACCUUACUGGGAUACAAUCUCCGAUUCUGCUAAACAACUAAUCACAAAUAUGCUCCAGGCACAACCAGAGCUUAGGUUCAGUGCAGAAGAUGUACUUGAUCAUCCAUGGCUAGCGCAGAGCUUUCUAGGAGGCAAGCAGACCUCAACAACAUCUACCGACUCGACGGAGCAAUACGGGGAUCAGCAGUGUAAGCCGAUAAGGCUAGCCACAUUUGAGUUUGACUAUAAGAAGCAAAGAAAAAAUGAUGGUUCUCAAGAAAAUGUUCAGAUCAAUAAUACUGGUAAUAGCAAAAGGCCUAAUCAGAAUAACAUACCAUCAUCUUUUGAUGAUAAUUUGAUAUUUGAUAUGAAUCGUUAUCAACUGAGAGCUACAGAUAGUAGAGAUGAAAUCGAUUUAGCUGGUGAUAGCUAUGGUGAAGAUGGACCUAUGUCUCUAAGUGCUGAUUGCUUGCAAGAUAUUCAUGCUCUUGGUCAGUCCGUACACAAUCUCAUAAACACUCUUAAUAAAAAUGAAGAUCUUGAAGAUUCUUUAAGAUUAUCACACAGUACAACUUCUUCAUUGAGCAGUAUUCCUAAGAAUAUAAAUUUAUCUUUAAACAAAGAUAAUUCCACGUCAUUAAUAUGUGAUUAUAAUAACAGCUCUUCUUUUCACACUGAUACACCUCCUAAUAAAAGUGUUCACUUAUCGAGGAUAACUACAUUAAACAAAAGAAAUGGAAAUUCGUUGAGCGAUAUCAAUUUUAAAGAAGAUACGCCAGGCAUUAAAAUUUUUCAGUUAAGUAAGAAAAUAGAAAGCAAACGACAAAAUAAAAAAAGUACAAGAAGUUUUGGAAACUCCAAUCUAUCAUCUAAUACGAAGUCUAUGUAUAAAAGUGACGAUCUCAAGAAUUGUAAUGCAGUAUCGUCUUCGAGUGAUAGUAUUACUGGUAGUUCCAGUAAUGAUAUAGAAACAUCUGACAGUUUUGUAAACAUUCAAUUUGCACAAUCAGCAUAUAGUCGAAAAUCAAGUUCAAUCCAAAGUAUGGAGUCUACCGAUAGUUUUGAGAAUAUAAGCGUGUCUCCUAAUCAAGAUAUUAAAUGCAAUAAUACAAAUGACCCAAAUCAAAAUAGUUGCAAAGAAAUUGAAGUCACAAAUGAUGAGGUAUUGAAAAAGAAGAUUAAUUUUAGAAAUGAUACAUCAAAAAUACCGAAAGUGCGAAAUCUUCAUAUAGAUGAUAAGAUAAAUUCUGUCAAUAACGUGACAAAAGGGCAAGAUUUACUGAGACAUUCAAAAAAUGGUGUAUCAUCUUUCGGAGACGAUAAUCCGUCGAGGAUAAAAACAAAUAUCAAAAAUUCGGUGAAAGUUAAAAGAUUUAGCUAUAUUCCUCAAUACUCUACAAAGAAAUCCGUUGAGUGUGUCGAUAUUAGUAACUCAUCUAAUUAUACAGGUAGAAAAGAUGGUCGAAAAUUUCGUUCUACUGAUGAACUACGAAAUGAGAAACAAAAACAAGUGAAACCAAAACGGUUUAGUCUUUAUUAUACACCCCAACCGUCACGAAAAACGUAUGAGACGGAGUUGAAGGACGUUAAAAAUACGUGUAAGAAUUCUAGUAUUGAUAGUAAUGAACGCCACAAUAAUGUGAAACUGGCCGAUGGUAACAAAAAGAAAGAUGAUAUAUCCAAAUACGACGAACACAAAAAUUUUAGAAAUCGAAGAUCUGUUAUAGAUGCAUCGACAGUUGCUAGCAGAAGUAAAAUAAAUAAAUAAGACGCUGACAUUAGAUCUGUAAUAUUAAAUGUUACACAAUAUAAUGCUGGAAAAAUAUGGAAAUGUAUAGAUCGCAGAUGUAUUAUUAAGAUGGGUUUAGUGCCCAAAAAUGUCCAAAGGUGUAAUAAUGAUUAAGUUAACAUAGUUCUAAUAAUGGUGUAAUGGUAUUAGAAAAAAGUGACAUCAUUUGUUCUUGGGUUUGAAAUAAGUAACUGUGAUUAGAACAGAUGGGACACAAAUACAAACGAGACAUGCCAAAUGCAUUUAAAUAGAGUAUUUUCUAUUUGAUAAGUGUACGUAGUUUGAAUAAUAUAUAAGCGACAUGGUAGAGGAUUAAGCUUUCCAAGAAAAUGUAAGUGCAUAGGUAAUUAAAGUUAUAGUGCAUAAUUAGACAAUGUACUCUUGACUGAGAUCAGCCAUUUUUAUCUGAUUAGUAGAAAAAGAAAGUGAAAAAUCAUAAAGCAUGUUUCCCUUUUAGGAUAUGUUUAUAUAAACGAUUAUUAGUGACAAAAUUUGUGCUAUAUGGAAAUAGCAAUGUAAACGAGAUUCGCCAACCAAUAUAAUGUACUACGUUCACUUGUAAAGCCAAAAUAGAAAAUGUAUUAUAGACGAGAUCCAAAAUAGCCAACAUCUAAAUACAUGAAUAUACAUUAACAAGCUGUCUGUUUCCAACUAAUGAUAUGUUCACAGUUCUUAAAGACAAAAAGUCUUUUUUUGUUUAAUAGGUUUAUGUUCCUGCGAUUCAACGCUAGAACGAGUUUGACAAUCGAAAUGGCUAGAAAACACGCAAUAAAUUCUAAAGAAAUAUUCUCGUAUUUCUUUGUCUAGCUAUUCUUAUUUCUUUCAUUGGUAUAAAUCGCAUACCGAUAUGUAUAAAAGCUAACCGAUACAAAUAGUGUUUGAAUCAAGACGAAUUAUAAUCGUGAAGAUAUUUGUAUAAAAGAAAUAAUUAAUAUCUAUUGAGACUCUUUUUAAUUUAGUUGUAAAUUGCCGGCUAGUAAAGGUGGAUAUAUGCACUUAAUAUAUUUUUUCUUUUGAUGGCAUACAAUUCAUGUUAUUCAAUGUUAUUCAAAAGUAGGUUUAUGUGAUAAAAUUAAUAUUUUUAUAAAGUAUUAUGGUAAUAUACCACGCAAUUGUGUGAGCAAUGAGGAAGAACUAUGUAUAAAAUUAAAAGCCUUGCAAUAUUUGUGAAGGUAGAUAUUUAUGCAAUUUAAAAAUUUUACUUAAAUUACAAAACUGUUACACUGGAAUUAUUUUUGUGGAGUAUGACGCAUAUAGUAGAUACCAUUUCUUAUGUCGCUUGCGCUCUGGCUUGUGAUUAUACAAUUUCGCUAGAGAACUUUUAUAUUUUAUAACGCGAAUAAUGGUGUUCUUUAAUUAUCUUGUAUAUACACAUCACGGUAAGAAAUUCGUAAAAAAUAUUAUCAUUUUUUCCAACGUUCAUACAUCAUGUGCAAUGGCAAUUCAUCAAUAUUCAUUCUUACAUAAAUUCAUUCAUACCAAAUAUCGAAAUACAUUGUUUAUAUAUUUAUAUUACAUUAUAUUAUUCUACACAUAGGUAUAUAUGUAUUUACAUAAUAUAUUUUAUAAAUCUAUAUUAUUUCCAUUAAUAAUAAAUACCGCAUAAAAAUACGAUAUAUAAUGUGUACUGUAUAUUGUACAUUAUAUAUAUACGCUAUACUUUACAUAUUAUAUAUUAAAUAAAUAUAAACAUACAUUCAUUCAUAAAUAGUUAUAUUAUAUAUUGAUUGCAAUUUGCAUUCAACAUAACAGCGGCGUGUAUAAAGUUGUUCGAUUAUUUGUAGCUUGUUGCGCAAUGAUUCUUACGAAAUAUCAUUUGUAUUUAUUUUAUUGAUAAUAUAAUUUCGAAAUAUUAAAACCGACGAUAAAAUCGGAGCCAGUUUAUAAUUAAUUUGUGGGAUUCUACAAUUUAGAAUCUUAAUAAAUCAAAUUAAUUCGAUAUUUUAGACACUCUCCUAGAGUAUUUUUUUCAGGAUAUAAGACCUACAUUGAAGUAUGAGUUGAUAUCAUGGAAAAUUGGCAGACAUUCGAUGGGUCGAUGGUUAUUAAAAGAUCUUAGAAAUGUUCUAUUUAAAUAAUAAUUUGUGUAUGAUUAUAUCACAGUAUUAUACCAAUAUAAAUAUAAUAAUUCUAAUGUAAUCAUUUUAUAUAGAAACCGAAAUUUUAAGACUUUUUAACUAUAAAAUUAUGAAUUACUAGCAUUUUUUCACUUUUCUUAUAAGCACAAUAUUAAAACGCCGUAUGUAUAUUGUUAUUCAUUCAAUACCAGUUUAUAAAUAUCACGUCAUGAAAUCAAAGAGUGAAGGGUUCAAAUUCAUUGGUACAGUUACAGGCAGAAAUCUUUUUAAAGUUUUAUAACACAAAUCUAAUACAAUUUUCACCCAAAAAUGUUUGUAGCAAAUGUAACAUUUUAAUUUAAGAAUAAAGAAAUUUAAAGCGUAA
Vespula vulgaris is the source of this 6265-nucleotide messenger RNA. Its product is annotated as serine/threonine-protein kinase CG17528. Gene Ontology annotation, molecular function: protein kinase activity; ATP binding. Gene Ontology annotation, biological process: intracellular signal transduction; protein phosphorylation. Lineage: Eukaryota; Metazoa; Arthropoda; Insecta; Hymenoptera; Vespidae. The transcript is spliced from 6 exons. Bases 437 to 3802 code for a protein of 1121 amino acids. The record is from RefSeq and is a predicted model, not a curated record.